CAGUGGGACAUGAAGCUUCUGUGCUGGAUCAGUAAUGGUGAAGAUGACCUGAGGGAGAGCAAGGAGGCAGUGGUGGGGAUCCCCCUCCCAGAGCCGGGCCCAGGGGGUUACAGCCCCCCCAAGCCCGACCGUGGCCCCAGACCUGCCCCAGGCUCCCCACGCUCCGUACCUCCACAUAGGGGUAGAAGCUGGUGUGCCCCAGCCCCUGCCAAUACGGUGCUGUCUCAAAGCGCAGCUUGUAGGUGCCGGCCUUGGCCUGUCCCGCUGCCAGGAGGGGCUGGCAGCGUCCAUCCGUGUCCGUGUACCUGAAACCAGACCGAGCCAGCCCUGCUGUAUCCCCAGAACCUGCCCUGAUCAUACCCCCGAGCACUGGCCCUGCUGCUGGCAGCCCCCAGGCGAAGGCUGGGCAGCCGGUUGUGCCAGGAGCCUUCAAACAAGCUCAUGGGGACCGGCAGCAGCAUUCCUGUCCCAUUCCAGUGUCACCAGCUCUCCUACCUUUGUGCCAGCUCCCUCCACUGUGGCCCUGGCUCCACCAGCUGGUCCAGGCGGAUGACAAGGCCAGCUGCCGGCAGCCCCGUGACUGUGUUCAGCACGUGGGUGGUCAGGGAGCCGUUCCCCGCAUCGGACAUGCUGUCAGCCUGCAGUGGAGGGGGAAGGGGGCCUGGGACCUGUCCUGGCAGCACCGUGUGCCUCCCCUUUGGCUGUGCCAUAGCCCAGCCCCUACACCCUGUUGUGCCCCACAGUUGGGAUAUGGGCCCCCACCUCCUUCCCAUGCCACAGGGCUCAGCCCCAGGCACCGCAACCACCAUAGUGUGGGUGCUGGCUGGUUCCUGCUGGGAUGCAGGGCUCUGUGCCUGCAGCAGCACCACGCUCCCUGCUCACCUGCCUGUCCUGGUGGGCCAAAGCAUGGCAGCAGCAGCCAGCCUGGACCCAACAAGGAAGUAGCCCCAUCCCUGCCCACAGUGUCACGUGCGGGUGGACAUUGACCCCCUGACAGCUCUCUGAAGUUGUCUGGGGUCAAAGUCAGAGCAGUUGGGGCAGCUGGGCCCCUUCCUCUGCUGGAGCUCCCAGGCUGGAGUGGGACCACAACUCAGGGCUGCGUCCCAGCAGCCAGCACGGUCAGGCAGCCUCCCUGGAACCGGACCAGCUCCCGCUGCCAGCCCGGCACCGGCUGACACAGAGAGGCACCCCAGCGAGCUUACCUGGCUGUCCUCGGUCCCGCUCAGCCAGGGGCCUGUGGCCGGUGACACUGCGCAAAACGCCAUCCCUGGCCCUGGCCGCCCUUCCUGGCGCCACAGCCUCUCCCCACAGAGCUGGUGUGGCUGGAUGCCGCUAUCCUGGCACAAGGCUCCCGCAGAACUGGGUGCUCCUCCCUGGCUGGGCUGAGCCGGCACAGGCAGCUUCCCACUGGGAGCUGUGCCCAGGAGCCCCACUGGCACCCACUCUCCAGCAGUGCUGCAGCCCUGGGGCUGGUGGCCCAGAGCCCGGCGGGAAGAUGGGGUGCGGGGCCAGGAGAAGCUGCCGUGGAGCUGCCAUCCCAGCCUCACCUCCCACCAUGGAAAGCACCUGGAGCGCGUUGGCGGUGCGGCAGCCGGGUGUGUGGGGCUGCUGAGAGCCAGCACCGGCUUCACCACAGCCUCACCCUCCCCGUCUGGGCUGGGUGGGCAGCGGGGGGGCUCAAUAUCUCACCUGCACUGUGAUGCGGGCGGUGGUGGUGGCUUGCAGCCCGUGUCCCCCCAUGUCGGCUGCCUGGAUCUCCAGCGUAUAUUCAGGGACCACCUGCAGUGAGAGGGGCUGUGUCACACCUGAACUGGGAGUGGGCACUGGGUGGGGACCAAGCCCGGGACUCACCUCUGCCACUAGCCCUGGCACGGCCACAGAGAUCAGCCCGGAGCUGCUGUCUAUGGUGAACAUGCAGGGCUGGGGCUGCUCCGGUGCCUGGCUCAGGAUGGAAUAGAUCACGACUCCAUUGUUGGAGCUCACAGCAUUGUCUGCAUCAGUGGCCAGCACCCGCAGCACUGGCGUGCCUGGAGUAGGUGGUUAUUGGUGACCUGUCCGCACAUCCCCCCAGCACUGCCUCUCAGGCAGUGAUGGUGGUCCCACCUGGCUCAGCUCCCUCUGGCACAGAGCCAUGGAAAGCUGCCUGGGAGAAGAUGGGUGGGUUGUCAUUCUGGUCAGCGAUGGUGAUGAUGAUCUCCAUGGAGUCCUCCACAGGCUGCCCGUUGGCUGACACAGCAUGGGCAUAGAGCUGUAAGAACACAGUCAGCCUGCAUGCAGCCCUCAGGACCGUCCCCCCCUGCUGCAGGUCCCACUCACUCACUGUGUAUUUAUCCUUCUCCUCCCGGUCCAGAGGCUUCGUCACCUCCAGCCACCCUGUCUCCCGCUCGAUGAUGAAGAUGCCCAUAGGGAUAGUGUCCACUCCUUGUCCUGUGAUGCUGUAGAAAACCUUGGUCUCCUUGUCCUUGUUGGAUUUGAUCUGGUGGUGAGGCAUGAAAAGAGGGGUAAGAGGGGUCCUGGUGCUCCAGGGCCUCUCAUUCCCACACCCUGUCCCCUCAGGGCCAUGUACCUGCACCAGCUUCUUGGGGAAGGGCCCCGGGUCGUUCUCAGGGCAGUUGAUGGGGGGAAUGACCCAGUCCCUCUUCUGCCGCUGGAGGCCGCGUCUGUGCUCCGGGAAGGUCAGCGUGUCCCACGGGAUGGAGAGUGAGGCUGCAGGACUAUGGAGGAUCAUGGCUCUGCCCCGGGGCUCCGGGGUGGCUGUACAGUGCCCCUGGCCCCAUUGGGAUGGUCUCACCAGGAGGAGGAGGAGGAGGAGGGUGAAGCCGCCCCCUCCCCGGCCCCGCCGUGCGCCCCCCCGGGGCUGCGCCGCGAGCUGUUCCCCACACCAGGGAGCUCCAGAGGCUGCACGGGGCCGUGCGGGACCGAGGAGUGUGAUGCUGGGGUGCAGAAGGACACGGGCCCCAUGCAACUGCCGAGGGUGGGCAGAGCACUCGCCAUACCCCUCCCAGAUGCUGAUUCCCCCUGGGAUGCCACCGGCCAGCCGGACCCUGUUCCAGUUCUCAUGCAGAGCAGGCGCUCCCCCCAGGAGCUCCCCAGGACUCACGCUGCUCUCAGGAGGCAGAAGAGGGACUGGGUGAUCCCCCCCAUCAAGGUUCCUGAAAACGAGAGGGGCCCCUUCCCCAAAAAACUGGUUCAGAUCAAAUCCAACCGGGACAGAGACACCAAGAUCUUCUACAGCAUCACAGGGCAGGGAGCGGAUGCCCCCCCCGAGGGCAUCUUCACCAUUGAGAAGGAGUCAGGCUGGAUGAAGGUGACGCAGCCGCUGGACCGCGAGCACAUCGACAAGUACCACCUCUUCUCCCACGCCGUGUCUGAGAAUGGGAAGCCAGUGGAGGAGCCGAUGGAGAUCAUUGUGACCGUGACGGACCAGAACGACAACAAGCCCCAGUUCACGCAGGAGGUGUUCAGGGGGUCUGUGCUGGAGGGAGCUCUGCCAGGCACCUCCGUGAUGCAGGUGACAGCCACGGAUGCGGACGAUGCAGUGGAAACCUACAAUGGUGUCAUUGCCUACUCCAUCCUGAGCCAGGAGCCACGGGAGCCCCAUCCCCAAAUGUUCACUGUCAACCGGCGCACUGGCACCCUCAGUGUCAUCGCCAGCGGCCUCGACCGGGAGCGUGUGCGGGAGUACACACUGACAGUGCAGGCGGCCGACCUGGAUGGCGAGGGACUGACCACCACGGCGCUGGCCGUCAUUGAGAUCGCCGACAUCAAUGACAAUGUCCCUGAGUUCGACCCCAAAACGUAUGAGGCAGCCGUGCCGGAGAACGUGGCCGGGCGGGAGGUGGCCCGGCUGGCUGUCACCGACCUGGACGAGCCUGGCACGCCGGCGUGGAGAGCCAUCUACUCCAUCCUGCGCGGCAACGACGGCGGUGCCUUUGCCAUUGCCACUGACCCUGUCACCAAUGAGGGCAUCCUCCGCACAGCCAAGGGUCUGGACUACGAGGCAAAGCAGCAGUUCAUACUCCACGUGGCAGUGGCCAAUGAGGUCCCCUUCGUUGUGAAGCUGCCGAUGGCCACCGCCACGGUCACGGUCACUGUGGAGGACGUCAAUGAGGCACCAGUGUUCGUGCCACCGGUGCAGCUGGCCACGGUGUCAGAGGAUGUGCCGCCGGGGCAGACCCUCACCUCCUGCACAGCCCAGGACCCCGACAAGGCACAGGGGCAGAGGAUCAAGUAUCUGGUGGGACAUGACCCAGCGGGGUGGCUGGCCGUGCACCCCGACAACGGCCUGGUGACAGCACGGGACCAUCUGGACCGCGAGUCCCCCUUCACGAAGAACAGCACUUACAUGGCUUUGCUGCUGGCCGUGGAUGAUGGCUCACCACCAGCCACGGGCACAGGGACACUGCUCCUCACCCUGCUCGAUGUGAAUGACAACGGCCCCGAGGCCGAGCCACGGGACAUCACUGUGUGCCAGCGCAGCCCCGAGCCCCAGGUCCUCACUGUCACUGACAGGGACCUGCCCCCCAACACCGGCCCCUUCCGUGCCGAGCUCACCCAUGGCUCAGGGGACAGCUGGGCCGUGGAGGUGGGUGACACAGGUGACACAGUGACCCUGCGGCUGGUGGCAGCGCUGGAGCCAGACACCUACAGCGUGUACCUGCGGCUGCUGGACCGGCCGGGCAGGGCCCAGGUGACCGUGGUCACCGCGCGGGUCUGUGCCUGUGAGGGGCCAGCGCAGGGCUGUCCCCAGAGACCCCAGCCCGUCACCGCCCUGCCCUUCGUCCUCGCAGCCCUGGGCGCGCUGCUGGCCCUGCUGCUCAUCCUGCUGCUGCUGCUGCUCUUCGUGAGGAGGAGGAAGGUGACGAAGGAGCCUCUGCUGCUGCCUGAGGAUGACACGCGGGACAACAUCUUCUACUAUGGGGAGGAGGGUGGUGGCGAGGAGGACCAGGACUAUGACCUGCGGCAGCUGCACCGGGGGUUGGACGCCCGUCCCGAGGUGAUCCGCAAUGACGUGGCCCCCACCCUCCUGCCAGCCCCACAGUACCGACCCCGACCCGCUGACCCUGAUGACAUCGGCACUUUCAUUGAGGAGAACCUGAAGGCGGCUGACACGGACCCCACAGCUCCCCCCUACGACUCGCUGCUGGUGUUCGACUAUGAGGGUAGUGGCUCGGAGGCCACCUCGCUCAGCUCCCUCAACUCCUCCAACUCUGAUGAAGACCAGGACUAUGACUACCUCAACGACUGGGGCGGCCGCUUCCGCAAGCUGGCUGAGCUCUAUGGUGGCGGGGAGGAGGACGAUUAGGGACCCCUGCCUCGCUGCCCCCUGCCUUAUCGCUGCUUGUGCCUUGGGGAUUCCCCCCCCGCCAUGCCCUCCCCCCCCCCAGCGCAGCCCCCUCACCUCCUUGCCUGCGUUUUUGUGGUUAUUAUCUAUUUUUUAAGGUAUGGAAUGACAGCGUGCAAUGCUGCAGAUGAGGGGACGGCAGCUGGGUCAGUUUUAAUAAAGGAUUUGGUUUUUUAGACAC
This is a messenger RNA of Pipra filicauda (Wire-tailed manakin), 5525 nucleotides long. RefSeq names its product B-cadherin-like. Gene Ontology annotation, biological process: multicellular organism development; calcium-dependent cell-cell adhesion; homophilic cell-cell adhesion. Gene Ontology annotation, cellular component: plasma membrane; cytoplasm; adherens junction. NCBI's taxonomy places the organism in Eukaryota, Metazoa, Chordata, Aves, Passeriformes, Pipridae. Gene Ontology annotation, molecular function: calcium ion binding; cadherin binding. Bases 2717 to 5305 code for a protein of 862 amino acids. The transcript has 16 exons. The record is from RefSeq and is a predicted model, not a curated record.